AUGGAAGGUGAGCCAAAACAAGAUAUUAUUGCAAGUUUUUCGCAGGAUGCGAGUAAGUUUGCAUUUCAAGCCAAUCUCUCACAAAAAAAUGGGAUUGAUGUAUAUCCAUUAGAUCCUACAACUGGCUAUAAGAUCAAUAGUUCUUUUGUUAGUUGUGUAGACUAUGAGAGUACUGAAUUUCAUGCCUCUGAUUUAUUAUUUUUAAAUUGGUGUAAAAGUAUUGAUACUCCAAAUAUUGGUAGUAGACAAUCAAAGAGAAAACUAGUAGAGGAUAACGCUCCUGAAAGUAAGGAUAAUGAUAAAAGAGAGCUCAAAACAGAAAAUUUUUUUGUUAAUGCAUUUCCUAAGGGACAAUUAGUAAUCUAUUCUUCCAAUGGGAAGGAUAUUGUAAACAUCAUUCGUAAUAAACAGGAAAUUAUAGGGCUAGAUACUGUAGAUAACAAUAUCUGGAUUCUUGACUCAAACAAAAUAGUCAAAAUUUUUGACUAUAAAUCAAAUAAACCAUUGAAGACCUUUACUUUAAUCGAUGGGAAAAAUGAAGAUAUUACUAAUUUCCAAGUCUUUAAAAUCAAUGAAAAUGAGAUUUUGAUCAUAAUAUUCACUGAAAAUAAUGUUUAUGUCAUCGAUCCAAGUAAAAGGAGGCCAUCAACAAAAGCCAAAUUCGAAAUAUUCGGUGGAAUCUGUGGUGGUAUCUCCUUUGAUGGGCAAUAUAUUGUGAUUGCAAACAUUGAUAAUUUAUAUGUUUAUGAUAUUCAAAAUCAGGAAUUGAUUAAAUCAUGGUCUUUACAAGUAGAAAAUAUAAAAAUUUUUAACAAUAAUUACAUAUUUGCAUUAACCACGAAGGGUCAACUUUUAAAUGUCUACCAAAUUGGUCAAGAUGAUGCCGUAAGCUCCAUUAAAGUUGCUAAUUCUGAAAUACUUGACUUCACAAGAGUUAGGGAUGAUAUGAACAAUAGUAAUAUUCUAAUAGCAUGGUUAAAUGUUAAUGAACCAAAUUUUGAAUUGUUUACCUUAGAUACCAUUAUUUCAAAUAAAGAACUCAUAAUAAACAAAGAAAGUGUUGAGUUAGAUACUAUUAAUAAUCAUAGCAAAAUAAACGAAGAAAGGAAAAAGGACAUGGAAGAUUCAAAAAGUGAAAAAGUUGAUAAAUCAAAGGAAGAAGAAGAACCAAAAGAGGAUGCUAAUGUAAAUGAAACGAAGGAUAAUAAAAAGAAUGAAAACAAGCAAAAGAAGAAGAUUACAAAGAAAGAACAAAACUCAGUUGUAUCCCAAUUAAUUUCUCUAAUAGAAUCUCGUGGAUCUGAAUCAGAAAUUAUAAAUAAUCUAACUUCAGCAAAUACAUGGAAUGAUGCUAGAGUUUCUUGGUUUAUUAGUAAUUAUAUCACUUCCGAAUCUAUAGCCACAUUUCUCUUCAAGUGUAUUACCAAUGCAUUACAAAGAAGAAUAUAUGAAGAGACUACACUUUUAAAUACAUGGUUAAAAUGGUUGUUAACUUUAGUUAAUAUCCCAAACAGUUUUAAACAUGAUAAGGUAAACAAAAAAACAUUAAAACAUUUUAAGUCCUCAUUAAAGACCUCCAGUGAAUCUUUACCAAUAUUGUUGGGUAUUCAGGGGAAAUUAGAAAUGUUAAUCAGACAAGCUAAAUUAAGAGAAGAACUGUAUAAUUUAUCACUAGAAGAAGCAAAUACGACCAAUGUCCCAGAUAAUACAGUAAUUGAAGAAGGUGAAGGGCAGAAUAAUGAUGAAAGCGAGAAUAUUAAUUAUGUAAAUGGUGAGACUGAUAUUUUUGUUGAUGCACAAGAAUAA
This is a messenger RNA of Arxiozyma heterogenica, 1806 nucleotides long. It is a transcript of the gene UTP9, whose product is annotated as Utp9p. NCBI's taxonomy places the organism in Eukaryota, Fungi, Ascomycota, Saccharomycetes, Saccharomycetales, Saccharomycetaceae. Gene Ontology annotation, molecular function: protein binding. The coding region runs from base 1 to 1806 and encodes 601 amino acids. The record is from RefSeq and is a predicted model, not a curated record. The transcript has a single exon.